AUGGACUCAUUCAAAAUACGAUCUCAACUCGGACUCUCAAGAACUGAUGAACUAAUUUAUACGUCGUUUUACUUCUACUGUUCACUCCAGUACAUCAGUCGUCAGAUCGCCGCCCAGUCAAUCACACCUCACAUCUACAACUUCCAGUCCGACCGAGGCCGCGGCACCCCCAUCGUCGACUCUGGCACCCGAUUCUGUGCUUCCGACAAGCAUAUCUGCCACGCAAAGGAUAUCAUCCCCGUCUUUGGUAGCGGUGCCAUCGCACCAUCCACCUUCCAGACUGGAGAAGACGCCCGCUUCGCCCGCCAGAUUAUCGAUCGUUGGACUACAUUCGCCAAGACUGAACCCGGUUCUAGAGCUUGA
Messenger RNA from Linnemannia hyalina, 363 nucleotides. The record is from the annotation of a GenBank genome assembly. Lineage: Eukaryota; Fungi; Mortierellomycota; Mortierellomycetes; Mortierellales; Mortierellaceae.